CAUGAACCAAGAGAAGCUCGCCAAGCUGCAGGCCCAAGUGCGCAUCGGCGGCAAGGGUACUGCCCGCAGAAAGAAGAAGGUUGUCCACAGAACAGCUACAGCAGAUGACAAGAAACUUCAGUUUUCUUUGAAGAAACUAGGAGUCAACAAUAUUUCUGGAAUUGAAGAGGUAAACAUGUUUACCAACCAAGGAACAGUCAUUCACUUCAAUAACCCUAAAGUUCAGGCAUCUCUGGCUGCUAACACUUUCACUAUCACCGGCCAUGCUGAGACAAAGCAGCUGACAGAAAUGCUUCCUAGCAUCUUAAAUCAGCUUGGAGCUGACAGUCUAACCAGCCUGAGGAGAUUGGCAGAAGCCCUACCCAAGCAAUCUGUGGAUGGAAAAGCACCACUUGCUACUGGUGAGGAUGAUGAUGAUGAAGUUCCAGAUCUUGUUGAAAACUUCGAUGAAGCUUCAAAGAAUGAGGCAAACUGAACUAAGUGUCACGUUCUGAAUAAAGUUAAAACUUGAAAAAG
Egretta garzetta (little egret) is the source of this 516-nucleotide messenger RNA. RefSeq names its product basic transcription factor 3 (gene BTF3). Gene Ontology annotation, cellular component: cytosol; nascent polypeptide-associated complex. Bases 2 to 475 code for a protein of 157 amino acids. NCBI's taxonomy places the organism in Eukaryota, Metazoa, Chordata, Aves, Pelecaniformes, Ardeidae. The transcript is spliced from 5 exons. The record is from RefSeq and is a predicted model, not a curated record.